AGUAAAGCAUUUUUAAUUUAUAUUUUAUUUGUAUUCUAUUUAUAAAUGUACUCAUUGAAGAAAUCAAGUCAUUAUUUUUUCCAGAAGCAGUAAGUAACAUUAAUUCAAAAAAAGAAACUGCAGCUGACGAAGUGGACGUUUCGAAUGGAGCAGUCGACUGGCAACGAAAAUCUUGAGAGCAAGCCAAGUGACAUUGACUUUCACGAUUUGGAGACUCUAUUGCAACAAGGUCUCGGUAAUAAUGAACUCAAGGUUAUUGAUCAUCAGACGAAAUAUCUUUUGCCAGCUGGAGAAAAUUAUAGUAGCCUUGUAGUAAAACUCGAUGCGACCAUCUGCAGAAAAGAUGAUGCCGAAAAAGAAAUCUUGCAUCUUGUGGCGAAAGCCAGAAUUCCGAACGAUGAAUAUCUAGACAGUUGGAUACUGGGCUUUAAAAAAGAGGUAUUUGCUUAUACUGAAUUGUUACCCAUAUAUAAGGAUAUUGAAGUAGAAGCUGGCAUCCCGGAAAAUGAAUUGAUAGAUAUCAUCCCAAAGUAUACGGGCCAUAGGAAUUCAUUUAAGAAUAAUAGUGAGAUAGAUAAGGAUUCUCUCAUUUUGAUGGAAAAUAUGAAAAUGAAAGGAUACUAUAACUGUGAUAGGCAUACUGGUCUCGAUUUGGAGCAUGCGACAAUAGCUUUCACGUCUCUUGCAAAAUACCACGCGCUUGGUAUAGCCAUGAUGCAGAAACGACCGUCUUUUGCUCAAAUCGCCAUGAGAAUUUCGGAAACCAAAUUUGUCGACCAAUCCGUCGUGGAAGCUUACGAUACUGUACGCAAAGCUUUCCAUAAGUAUUCAAGCUUGGCCGUCUACAUCGAUCUCAUCGAGGCAUCAAUUACGUAUAUGAUUGACAAAUUGUUUUCGCAAGAAAUUAGACCGGUAAGGCUAUGGGAUGCAAUAAGUCAUGGAGAUUUUUGGACCAACAACAUACUUUUCCACAAGAACGAUCAGAAUCGAGUCGAUGAUGUGAAAUUUGUCGACUGGGCCUUGUAUUUUCGUAUUAGUGUUCUCGCUGAUUUACCAUAUUUUUUAUGUACUAGUAUUCAAAGAACUGUUUUAGAUGACCAUUUCGAUGAUUUAUUAAAUUUAUACUACGAUACCUUCAUUCGAACACUUGAGCGAGUUGGUUGCGAUACUACAAUGUUUACUAGGAAGAGUUUCGACGCAGAACUGAAGAAACAAGCGAUCAAUGAACUUGCCAUGUGUGCACUUGCUAUUAAAUUCAUUCAUUAUCAAGUUGAAAAAAAGGAUGAAGAAAAUAGACAAUUACAUAAGAAUGUGUUUGAGAGUGAGAACGAUAACUAUGAGGUUAGUUUGUUGAGGAUCAUUGAGAUUUACCAAAGGAGGAAAUGGCUGUGAUGGAUGUUUUCUCAAUAAGAAAUCACGAGAAACUAGAUUGCAACUAUGGUAUAUGAGAUUCAGUUAAACUACUGCCAGUUUUACUAACGCAUAAAAUAUAUUUUUUAAAUAAUGAUAAAAAAAGAGCAUUUUAAGUAUCAUUUGUUUUUUUAAGAUUUCUCAUGGUUCUUAUUAUUCUUUAGGAAAAUUUCAUUAUUUUACUAAAGAUUUGUUUAGGUAAUUUUAAGAACUUUAUUGACAGCAAUCUUGGUAUGUUUUUGUAAUAAAUUUUAUAUUGAUAUUUAUUUUAAUCACUA
Phymastichus coffea is the source of this 1688-nucleotide messenger RNA. RefSeq lists its product as uncharacterized. NCBI's taxonomy places the organism in Eukaryota, Metazoa, Arthropoda, Insecta, Hymenoptera, Eulophidae. The coding region runs from base 145 to 1392 and encodes 415 amino acids. The record is from RefSeq and is a predicted model, not a curated record. The transcript is spliced from 2 exons.